AUGGCCACUGCUUCCCCAAGGUCUGACACUACUAAUAACCACAAUGGAAGGUUACAGUUACAGGUAACUGUUUCUAGUGCCAAACUAAAAAGAAAAAAGAACUGGUUUGGAACAGCAGUCUAUGCAGAAGUAGUUGUAGAUGGAGAAAUUAAGAAAACAGCAAAAUCUAGCAGCUCUUCUAAUCCGAAGUGGGACGAGCAGCUGGCCGUGAGUGUGAGCGCACAGAGCACACUGGAGUUCCGGGUGUGGAGCCAUCACACCCUGCGGACCGAUGCCCUGCUGGGAAGAGCAGCUGUGGACCUGAGGCAGGCUCUGCUGACGCACAACCGGAAGUUGGAAAGAGUGAAGGAACACCUGAAACUGUCCUUGGAGAACAAGAAUGGCGUGGUGCAAACUGGCGAGUUGACGGUGGUGCUGGACGGGUUGGUGAUUGAGCCAGAAAAUCUGACGAGAUGCAGCCCAGCCCCAACCAGAGAAAUACAGAAUGGUGACGCCCUACGGGAGAACGGAGCGCCCUCGGCCAGGACGAGCAGGUUGACUGCUGAAGGUGCAGGUGGAGCAGAUAGCCAAGCGCCCGCUCCCGCUGAGGUGCAGAACUGCUACUCCCGUGUGGCGAAUGGAGGCAACACACCUUCCUCUCCGGCUCCGGCUCCAUCUCCAGGUGCUGCCAGACCCCAAAACACACCAGCUCCCAGACCACGCACAGCUGAGCCCGUCGGUGACACUGCUCAUGGAGAGUCAUCCUCGCAGGCACCGGCCCCACCGGAGGACGCUGCGCCAGGGCAGGCGGGGGCUCCCGAGGACAGUGCCCGGGCCUCCCCUGGCCCUGGGCCCCCUGGGGAGGAGGCCCUGGGUCCAGAAGCGCAGGUGCCCUCCGAGCGCAGUGGCGGCGGCCUCCCAGAUGGGGAUGGCGCGGCCAUCGGGGCCGGGACCUGCAACCUGGACGCUGCAGCCUCUGCCACCGGAAGCAGCUCGGCCUCGGAAGCAGCCAAGCUGCGGCAGCCAGGUGGGAGUGUGGAGCCCGGGAGGAGCGCCAGCCCAGAGAGCCUGCCCUCCGGGUGGGAGCAGAGGAAAGACCCUCACGGGAGAACCUAUUACGUGGAUCAUAACACUCGAACGACCACGUGGGAGAGGCCACAGCCUCUACCCCCAGGCUGGGAGAGAAGAGUGGACGACCGGGGCCGGGUGUACUACGUGGACCACAACACCAGGACCACCACGUGGCAGCGGCCGACCCUGGAGUCCGUGCGGGACUUCGAGCAGUGGCAGUCCCAGCGCAGCCAGCUGCAGGGCGCUCUGCAGCAGUUCAACCAGCGCUACCUCUACUCGGCUUCGGUGCUGGCUGCAGAAAGCGACCCGUACGGGCCUUUGCCGCCAGGCUGGGAAAAGAGAGUAGACUCAACAGACAGAGUUUACUUCGUGAAUCAUAACACAAAAACGACGCAGUGGGAAGACCCAAGAACUCAAGGCUCACAGAGCGAAGAGCCCCUGCCCGAGGGCUGGGAGAUCAGGUACACGCGGGAAGGCGUGCGGUACUUCGUGGACCAUAACACCCGGACCACGACCUUCAAAGACCCACGCAACGGGAAGUCGUCCGUAACGAAAGGCGGCCCGCAGAUCGCCUACGAGCGCAGCUUUCGGUGGAAGCUGGCUCACUUCCGGUACCUGUGCCAGUCCAACGCGCUCCCCAGCCACGUGAAGAUCAACGUGUCCCGGCAGACGCUGUUCGAAGAUUCCUUCCAGCAGAUUAUGGCAUUAAAACCCUAUGACCUGAGGAGGCGACUCUAUGUAAUAUUCAGAGGAGAAGAAGGACUUGAUUAUGGUGGUUUAGCAAGGGAAUGGUUUUUCUUGCUCUCCCACGAAGUCCUGAACCCCAUGUACUGCUUGUUCGAGUACGCGGGCAAGAACAACUACUGCCUGCAGAUCAACCCCGCGUCCACCAUCAACCCGGACCACCUCUCCUACUUCUGCUUCAUCGGCCGCUUCAUCGCCAUGGCGCUUUUCCACGGGAAGUUCAUCGACACCGGCUUCUCCUUGCCCUUCUACAAGCGCAUGCUGAGCAAAAAGCUGACGAUUAAGGACCUGGAAUCCAUCGAUCCGGAGUUUUAUAACUCCCUCAUCUGGAUAAGAGACAACGACAUCGAAGAAUGUGGCUUAGAAAUGUACUUCUCCGUGGACAUGGAGAUCCUGGGGAAAGUGACCUCGCAUGACCUGAAGCUGGGCGGCGCCAGCAUCCUGGUGACGGAGGACAACAAGGACGAGUACAUUGGCCUCAUGACCGAGUGGCGCUUCUCGCGUGGCGUGCAGGAGCAGACGCAGGCCUUCCUGGACGGCUUCAACGAGGUGGUGCCCCUGCAGUGGCUGCAGUACUUCGACGAGAAGGAGCUGGAGGUGAUGCUGUGCGGCAUGCAGGAGGUGGACCUGUCCGACUGGCAGCGGAACACCGUGUACCGGCACUACACCCGGAACAGCAAGCAGAUCAUCUGGUUCUGGCAGUUUGUGAAGGAGACGGACAACGAGGUGAGGAUGCGUCUGCUGCAGUUUGUCACAGGGACCUGCCGCCUGCCCCUGGGUGGCUUCGCCGAGCUCAUGGGAAGUAAUGGGCCUCAAAAGUUUUGCAUCGAAAAAGUUGGGAAAGACACCUGGUUACCAAGAAGCCAUACGUGUUUCAAUCGCCUGGACCUGCCGCCAUAUAAGAGUUACGAGCAACUGAAGGAAAAGCUGCUUUUUGCCAUAGAAGAGACCGAGGGGUUUGGACAGGAAUAA
Pipistrellus nathusii (Nathusius's pipistrelle) is the source of this 2766-nucleotide messenger RNA. The record is from the annotation of a GenBank genome assembly. NCBI's taxonomy places the organism in Eukaryota, Metazoa, Chordata, Mammalia, Chiroptera, Vespertilionidae.